Molecule: messenger RNA, 4185 nt
Organism: Amphiprion ocellaris (clown anemonefish)
Lineage: Eukaryota; Metazoa; Chordata; Actinopteri; Pomacentridae
Gene: slc7a4
Product: solute carrier family 7 member 4
Exons: 5
Coding region: 227-2245 (672 amino acids)
Biological process (GO): amino acid transport; transmembrane transport
Cellular component (GO): plasma membrane
Molecular function (GO): amino acid transmembrane transporter activity
Source: RefSeq, a predicted model, not a curated record
CCAGCUCCAGGAGGUGUGUGUACCUUUAAGAAGCCGUCCGUCCAGGCUGCGCUCGGUGCACCUUCAGCUCCAUCAUCAGACGAUGCGCCCCGGCAACUUCUAACAGCACCCAUGAGAGACCCCGAACAGCAGCAACGCUAAACGGUCAUCUUCGUAGACAGGUAAUGGGUCCAGUGUGAGUACCACAACACCAACCCGCCCAGCUGGCCUGUCUGACUCUGUAGCUAUGGCAACUUGUCCAAGAGGCUGUGCGCCAGCAGUGCGCCUUUGUCAGAGACUGAACCGACUCAAGACACUAGAUGAUGACAUGAUGGCAACGUCUCUGAAGCGCUGCCUCUCCACCCUGGACCUGACUCUGCUGGGUGUUGGAGGCAUGGUGGGCUCUGGGCUUUACGUUCUGACAGGAACAGUGGCUAAAGACACGGCUGGGCCUGCUGUCAUCAUAUCCUUCCUUUUUGCAGGUAUUGCUUCUUUACUGGCUGCCUUUUGUUAUGCAGAGUUUGGAGCACGCAUUCCCAAAACAGGAUCUGCCUACAUGUUUACCUACGUCUCCGUGGGAGAGGUCUGGGCCUUUCUCAUUGGCUGGAAUGUGAUUCUGGAGAACAUGAUUGGCGGUGCAGCCGUGGCACGUGCCUGGAGUGGCUAUCUGGACUCCAUUUUUAACCACGCUAUCCAGAACUUCACAGAGACACACAUUAUGCAGUGGAACGUGCCCUUCCUUGCCCACUACCCUGACCUCCUUGCAGCAGGAAUUCUAGUAGUUGCCUCCUUCUUCAUUUCCUUUGGAGUUCAAGUGUCCUCUUACCUCAAUCAUAUCUUCUCUACCAUAAGUAUGGGUGUCAUCGUUUUCAUCCUGGUCUUUGGCUUUGUGCUAGCUGAGCCAGUCAAUUGGAGUCGUGAACAAGGAGGCUUUGCACCUUUUGGGAUGUCUGGAAUACUGGCAGGUUCAGCCACGUGCUUCUACGCAUUUGUGGGCUUUGAUGUAAUUGCUUCCUCAAGUGAGGAGGCAAAGAAUCCGCAGAAGGCUAUUCCCAUUGCGACUGCUAUCUCCCUUGGACUGGCAGCAACAGCCUACAUCCUGGUCUCCACAGUGCUCACACUGAUGGUACCCUGGCAUACGCUGGACCCCAACUCUGCUCUGGCAGAUGCUUUUUUCCGCCGUGGCUACAGUUGGGCAGGAGUUGUUGUGGCAGUAGGUUCCAUCUGUGCCAUGAAUACUGUGCUGCUCUGUAAUCUCUUCUCCCUCCCUCGGAUUGUGUACGCCAUGGCAGAGGAUGGAUUGUUCUUCUCCAUUUUCGCACGAGUCAAUCCCAUCACCAAAGUUCCCGUCAAUGCUAUUCUGGUGUUUGGAAUCCUCAUGGCCACCAUGGCUCUGAUCUUUGACCUGGAGGCCUUGGUUCAGUUCUUGUCCAUCGGCACCCUCCUGGCGUACACCUUUGUGGCAGCGAGUGUAAUUGUGUUGCGUUUCCAACCUGAGAAAAUCAGCGACAAGGGAACCGCUACCACAUCUCCCAACCCCAACACUGAGCCUUCCCCUGCCCCUUCAGAGUCUCAGACCAUAACCGAGGACGGUGAGGAGCCGAAGCAGUACGAGUCCUUCUCUGACAAACUCCAGCUGGUCGAAAGGCAAAAGACGAAAGAGCGGCGUGGGGUGGGGCAGCUGAAGGCCUGCUGGGAGCCGUACCUAGACAGGCUGCUGGGGGACUGUGACCCGGGUGAGGUGGUGGCCUUCUGUGUGCUGACUUUGAUAGUGAGCUCAGUAUCCCUCUGCGCCGUGGUGGAAUUUGGAAACAAACAGCUACAGCUGCCGGUUUGGAGCUUCACAAUGCUGCUGGUGAUUUUUAGCUUAGCUUACGUCAUCAGCCUGGCUCUUAUAUGGGUUCAUGAGCCACAAAAAAACAACAAAACAUUCCAGGUACCUCUGGUUCCAUUGACUCCAGGUGCCAGUAUCCUCUUUAAUGUGUUCCUCAUGAUGAAGCUCAGUCUUCUAACCUGGAUUCGAUUCACAGUGUGGAUUGCAGUUGGUCUCUUUGUAUAUUUUGGCUAUGGCAUCUGGCACAGUAAGGAGGGAAUACGGGAGCUGCAGCCCAAAGACAUGGCCGCCCGGUACGUGGUGCUACCCAGCGGCAGCCUGGUAGAGACAGUGCAGUCCGUCCAGCCCGAAGGUCAAGUGGACUCUUCACACAUCAACGCCUCCACUGCCUCCACUGCCUCAACUGCCGAGGAGAACACGGGAAAGAGAUGAUAUGUGACCAAUCUUUGUCAUCAGUACAACUGCCUGGUAUUAUCUGCUGUCUCCCACUCAUGCGCUCUACUAUUACUAGUGUACUCUUUGUAUCUCACUCCCUUUAGCGUGUGACAGUCUGUACUUGUUGCUCUGCAAAUGUAUGCACACCACGGGAUGGGAUGCACUCUCUCUGUCUUAUUGUGAUGCAUAUUUGUAUAUCUUGUAAUACUCAAAUGUACAGUAGAGAGCUUUAUUACUGUCCUGUAAAACUUUCAGCAUCAAAGUUGUGAUAUAUCCUUUAAGACCAGCUCUCUUCUUGCAACCUUGCCACUUUGUCCAUGUGGUUGUUUGUUAUAUAUGGUGCUUUCUUUGUUACAGACACUGGAGGAUUUUUUACAAUGUUAACGCAGCUCUGGAGCUGAAACAUUUACAUUUUUUUGGAAGAUGACUGACCACAUUUUUGAAAGAUAUCAAUAUGAACAGAGUAAGCAUCCAUUUGUUGCAUGUUUUUAUUUUAUUUUUAAAUUAGGCAAAGGAAUGCACAGAGUGUGAGUUUACAUUUUUGCCUUUUUUCUCAGAUUCUUGUCACACAUUUUAUUGAUCUGGAUUCAUUUAGUCCAACUGUUUAGUAUUCAUAGACUUUCCUACUUUUCUUGGUUUCUGGCAAAGUAUUUCAUCCUAUAUUAUAAGGUAAUGUAUGUAUUCAUUUUUCUAUCAUUCCUAAUCAUAUUUCUUUUAUAAAGGUCACAGUAGCUUAUUUUUUCUGCUUUUUCCACUCUCAUUUUUGUGUUACUUUAUCUGCUCUAUGUUUUGCAUAUACCUCUCUUAGUCUGUAUCAGUAAAUUGUGUUCACUUUUUAAAUGGCUGAACACUUCAGUUCCUCACUUAAUCUCUUAAAUCUCAUCCCAUGACCCUGUACUUUUUUUUGUGUGCCACCGAUCUUGCAGUGUUUUUCUCACGAACUUUUAGACAGCAGCUUUCCUCUUUCUCCCUGUUGGAAUGAGAUUAUAUCAAAGCACAUUGAUUAUUGAAAUUGUGUGACUGAUUUCCUGAGAUAACCUGAGAACUAAUCAGAUAAAUGGAUAUAUAAGCAAGCACAAAACUAUUGAAUGGGAGUCCUUGCACACGAAUAUUGGCAGGGAGGCAGACAUUGGUUGUUAUGUUAAACAGGGAUCUGCUUCAUCUCUCUGAGGCCGUAGUAAUCCCAGCAGAUUUGCAAUAGUCCCUGUCGCCAGUCUGCAGCUUGACCUAGAUAAGAGAAAGACACACAUGUGAGGAUACUCUCAUAUUAUACAACUAACCUUCCCGUAUUCUGCACUUAUGUUGAUAAAUGAACACAAAUGAGGUUUUAUCUUAUAUCAGAUAUGUUUAAAUACUUACAAAGAUGUCUAUUCUGUCUUUAUUUAUUUCAGUUGUGUGCUUGCAUGUGUUACUUAAGAAACCAAUGGCCUUAAACAUGUUGUAAUCAAUGCAGACUGAUCUCGAAAGCUUGUGUAGUCAGUCUGAAUGGUUUAGUUUGUUUCAUUUAUUUGUCUCUUUUAUGCUUUCGAACUAUUAAACCAAAACACAAACAUGGAAGAGAAUGUACAGCAGGAGGCAUGUUGGCAUAGUUUCAAAAAGGAGUCAGGUUUGAGAGAAUUUUGUACAACUUUGCACAGUUUGCAAACUAUUGUCUGGUAAUCUUGUGUCACAGUUAUGCUUUUGAUGUCGGGGCCAGUUGCAGAUAUUAAUACCGUGGUGCUUUUUAAGCUGAACGUUCUCUCACUUCUUUCUGUCUUCUUUGUGCCAGGAAGCACAGUUAUAAAUGAUCCAAUUCUUUAUUUCUUUUCUUACUUCUCAAUAGUAUUGUACUCUGUACUCGCACAUCUAAGUCUCAGAUCUUUCUGUUAUAUAGUGUAUGUCUGUGUAAAAUGCAAAAGAUUAAAAAAAUAAAUGUUUUGAAGCAGCAUUUACAAAAA